CAUGAUGAAUGGGUGUAUUGGGUUGAGGUUUACGCAAUCCCAUUAUACCAGUCACCCACCACCCACCCAUCUCCAUAUUCCUCCAUUCCCUUAUCUUUCUUUUCUUUCUCUUCCGGCGAGGAAUCCUUUCCCUUCGUUUUCUCUCUUCUAUUACCAUUAUUCUACCUCCGGAUCCACUUUGCUGGUUACAAUUCGACAAAACUGGACUUUUCAUUUCUGUUCUAUCUUUUUUUAACCGAAUUUUAAGCCACUUAUGGGUAAUAUCGGUAGCAGCGGUGGCCAUGGGCGCCGGAGGCAUGGGAACCGGCGGAGCCAUCCACCUCCUCCUCCACCAGCUGCACCACAGCCGGAAAUUACAGCCAACCGUUAUGUAUUUGCUGCCGCCACUCCUUACCCUUCGCAAUACCCGAAUCCGAACCCGCCACCAUAUUACCAGUAUCCUGGAUACUAUCAUCCGCCGCCGGGGGCCAUGCCUGUACCGUUGCCAGCUCCUUAUGAUCACCACCAUCGUGUCGACCCUGCCCUCUGGGUUGGCGGCAGAUAUCCGUGUGGACCCAUGGUGGCACCUCCUGCGCCUUAUGUGGAGCACCAGAAGGCAGUUACAAUAAGAAAUGAUGUUAAUUUGAAGAAGGAAAGUUUGAGGCUUGAGCCCGAUGAGGAAAAUCCAGGAAAGUUUCUUGUUGCCUUCACGUUUGAUGCUACUGUUGCUGGAAGCAUCACUGUUAUUUUCUUUGCAAAAGAAGGUGAGAAUUGUGUGCUAACUCCAAUGAAGGAAAACCUUCUUCCAGUAGUGACUGUAAAUUUCCAAGAAGGUCUAGGCCAGAAGUUUAGACAGCCUUGUGGAACUGGAAUUGAUUUCACAAUGUUUGAGGAGAAAGAAUUAUUGGAAGAGUGCGAGAUGGAUGUAUUUCCUCUGGCAGUGAAAGCAGAGGCUUCUCCUGCUGAACAAAAUGGACCAGAAGGAAACCAACAGUCUGCAACAACAAAUUCUCAAAUAACUCGAGCGGUAUUUGAGAAGGAGAAAGGUGAGUACCAGCUGAGGGUAUCAAAGCAGAUCUUGUGGGUGAAUGAGAUGAGAUAUGAGUUGCAGGAGAUAUAUGGGAUUGGUAAUUCUGUUGAGGGAGAAGUUGAUGCAAAUGACCCUGGAAAGGAAUGUGUCAUCUGCCUGUCCGAACCACGGGAUACCACUGUUCUUCCAUGCCGCCACAUGUGUAUGUGCAGCGGAUGUGCAAAGGUUUUGAGGUACCAAACAAAUCGGUGCCCAAUUUGCAGACAACCAGUAGAGAGACUUUUAGAGAUAAAGGUCAACAAUGGGACUGAUGAAUGAGCAGAGAAAUUGCUCCUGCUUUGCUGUAUAGUAGUUUUUUUGUUUUUUUUUUUUUUUCAUCUUAAUUUUUUCUUUUUGGGGUUGCAAUUUCUUCCUUUCUUCUAAUUUUCUGUUUUCUAAUAAUCAAACAAGAAACUGUAAUCACUCCGCUGUAUGGCAAAGAUAAAUGCUGGUCAUUGUGCCAAAAAUAUUUGAGCCAAUGCCUUCAGCUUGCCCGUCUGGGUGCUUAAUUACAGUUGCUAUGAAUCUUCGUUAAUCUGAGAUAUAAUAUGCUUGCUUGCUUUGAAUAUCAA
Molecule: messenger RNA, 1620 nt
Organism: Jatropha curcas
Lineage: Eukaryota; Viridiplantae; Streptophyta; Magnoliopsida; Malpighiales; Euphorbiaceae
Product: putative E3 ubiquitin-protein ligase LOG2
Biological process (GO): protein ubiquitination
Molecular function (GO): ubiquitin protein ligase activity
Source: RefSeq, a predicted model, not a curated record